AUGGCGUCUGCCUUCUCCAAACGCGACGCCUUCCUGUUGGGCGCAGCCUCUGGCGCUCUGCUCGGAACGGCAGCAACUCUCGGCGCUGUCGCUUACCUCCACUGCAGAAGAGGCGGCAGGCCGUGUCCCUUUCAAACUGCUCUUCUGCGAUCGGCAGCUCACCUCCUCUGUCCCGUCGCUUCUUCCUCUUCCUCUUCUUCUUCGUGCUGUGAGGUUUCCUGCGGCGAGUGCACCGCGCACCCUGCCACGUGCGCGUCUGGACUGUCCUCAGGAGUCACCUCGCCAGUCCCUGCAGGCUCUCCGGAGUUCGACGCCGGCGCGGCUGAGGCGCGAGAAGAGUGCCCGGGAGUCGCCAGCGAAGGCGCCGGGAAAGCCGACGCCUGCGAAGGCUGUCCAAAUCGAGCACUCUGUUCAAGUGGAGCGGCGGCGGGGGCUGUCGCUGCACAGAAGACCGCAGCGAGUGACGUGGCGGAGCGCCUGCGGGGCGUGAAACGGAAAGUUAUGAUUUUGUCGGGGAAAGGCGGCGUCGGGAAAUCGUCGAUUGCCUCACAGAUAGCGUGGACGGCCGCGUCGCGAGGGCUGAGCGUCGGCGUCUGCGACGUCGAUGUCUGCGGGCCCUCCAUUCCUCUGAUGAUGCAAGUCGUGCACGGAGAAGUUCACCAGUCGGCUUCUGGCUGGGAGCCUGUGUAUGUACGCGACAACCUCGCGGUGAUGUCGAUAGGCUUUCUUCUCCCGGACACUGACGCCGCAGUGGUCUGGCGCGGGCCGAAGAAGAACGGAUUGAUUCACCAGUUCUUCGCGGACGUUCGCUGGGGCGACCUCGACCUCCUCCUCAUCGACACGCCUCCCGGGACUUCUGAUGAGCAUCUGUCUUUGGUAUCUCUCCUCUCGACGGACGGCGCCCUGAUCGUCACGACGCCGCAGGAGGCAGCUCUCCAGGACGUUCGCAAGGAAAUCAACUUCUGCAAGAAGGUCGGCGUGAACGUUUUGGGCGUUGUCGAAAACAUGGCGUCGUCCGUCUUCGCGAGUGUUAACCCGGAAGGCGCGAAGGGCAUGUGCAAGCAGAUGGACGUUCCGUACUCAGGCGCCGUUCCCCUCGAUCCGUCGUUGCUUCGCGCCUGCGAGUCCGGUGUGGCUGUCGUCGAGGAAUUCCCCGAUGCGCCUGCGAGCGCCGCGCUCGAAAAGAUGGUGACGGACCUUCUCACGCUCCUCGACUUGCCGCUCCGUCGUGAUGAAGAUGCUUUUGCGUGA
Molecule: messenger RNA, 1251 nt
Organism: Neospora caninum
Lineage: Eukaryota; Apicomplexa; Conoidasida; Eucoccidiorida; Sarcocystidae
Exons: 7
Coding region: 1-1251 (416 amino acids)
Biological process (GO): iron-sulfur cluster assembly
Cellular component (GO): cytosol
Molecular function (GO): 4 iron, 4 sulfur cluster binding; ATP binding; ATP-dependent FeS chaperone activity
Source: RefSeq, a predicted model, not a curated record